AUGGUCGGACUACCAUUUGAUCUAAGAUUGCUUAAAUGUAAUCCCAUACCUCCGUUAAAUUUAGAUAUCACGGCUAAUUCAUUUAAAGUUUCAAAAAUUGAAGUAAUUGAAUCUCCUUUCAUUGCUGUUAAAAAACAAGAUGCCAUUUGGGAUUUCUUCAAACAAGAAUUAAACAUUGCAGGUGUACCAUGA
Molecule: messenger RNA, 192 nt
Organism: Hepatospora eriocheir
Lineage: Eukaryota; Fungi; Microsporidia; Hepatosporidae
Source: the annotation of a GenBank genome assembly